UACAGCAGAGACGCACUCUCCAAUAUUACUUUCUAAAGAGAGCACAGUUUUGCAGAAUUUACAGUGUUGCGAUGGGUGAUCAAGACACUAUGACUGAAGUUCCAGCUUCCUUGAAGCGUCUUGCUAAGUAUAUGGUCCGAGGAUUUUACGGGCUGGAGCACUCAUUGACUCUUGAUGUGCUCAUCCGAUACCCAUGUGUGAAAGAGGAUGACAUAGCUCUGCUUCUGAAGUUUGACAAGAAACAGCUUCGGGCAGUCCUCAACACCCUGAAGGCAGAUAAAUUUGUCAAGUGUCGCAUGCGUGUUGAAACUGGACCAAAUGGGAAAAGCACCAAACACAAUUACUAUUAUAUUAAUUAUAAAGUUCUGGUAGAUGUCGUAAAGUAUAAACUGGACCACAUCCGUCGUAAAAUAGAGUCUGAUGAAAGAGAUUCCACCACUAGAGCUUCAUUUAAAUGUCCUGGAUGUCUUAACACCUACUCUGAUCUGGAAGUCAACCAACUCUUUGAUCCAUUUUCAGAACUCUUUCGCUGCACGUAUUGCAAUGUUGAAGUUGAAGAAGAUUCAUCGUCUCUUCCCAAAAGAGAUGCCAGAACGUUACUAGCCAAGUUUAAUGAACAGAUAGAACCUAUUUUUGUGCUUCUUCAGGAAACUGAAGACAUUGUUCUUCCGUGUGAGUUACUCGAACCUCAGCCGACUGAUAUUUCAGAACUGACUGGAAGCUUUGAGCAGACCUCUAAUGUAUCAAUGUUGGAUCUACAAGGACAAUGUGGUCGAUGGGCUAACAGAAAUUCAUCUAUAGGCAAUAUGUAUGUUCAGAAUGUGACCAUUAAUGUCCGUGAGUCUGAUUUGAAGAAGAAAAGCAAAGAAAAGAAAGUGAAAGAGCAGCCAAUAUGGAUGAAAGAGAGCACUGUGCAAGGUGUCAUAACAGAGGAAAUGAAUACUAUCUUACGUAAGUGGGUUUUCCUAAUCAUUCUUGCUGUUGGAAGUCUUCCAUCAGGUCCAGCCCCCAAUGAAUCUGUGAAGGUCGAUGAAAAUGACAAUGUGAAGGAUAGCAAUAUGGAUAAUGAAGUUAUCCGAACCUUAUUAAUUCAUGAAAUGAAAUCUGCCACUGGGCCUGCUGCUACGUCACUCUCUAAAAGCGAUUCAGGGAGUGACACUAGUGAUUCUGAAGAAGAGAAUCGUUCAAAGCCAGCACUGGUUCAGCAGAGUGCCAACAUUGAGCAAGAAGAGGAGUCUGAGGCUAUUGAUCCAGUAAUCCUGGUUGGUGGCCAACCACAUACCUACAGCGAGGUCAGUCAAAACCCAGAACUUGUAUCUUUCAUGACUGAUGAAGAAAGGGAAAUCUAUAUCCAAGUAGGACAAAAAAUGUUCCAAUCAGCCUUCGAGUGAGAUGCCGUUCAUGUUUUGCUCCUAUA
This is a messenger RNA of Pelobates fuscus (common spadefoot toad), 1417 nucleotides long. RefSeq names its product general transcription factor IIE subunit 1-like. The transcript has 6 exons. Bases 72 to 1391 code for a protein of 439 amino acids. Gene Ontology annotation, cellular component: transcription factor TFIIE complex. The record is from RefSeq and is a predicted model, not a curated record. NCBI's taxonomy places the organism in Eukaryota, Metazoa, Chordata, Amphibia, Anura, Pelobatidae. Gene Ontology annotation, biological process: transcription initiation at RNA polymerase II promoter; transcription open complex formation at RNA polymerase II promoter.